Messenger RNA from Solanum lycopersicum (tomato), 1785 nucleotides. RefSeq names its product non-specific lipid transfer protein GPI-anchored 10. Gene Ontology annotation, molecular function: lipid binding. Gene Ontology annotation, biological process: lipid transport. Lineage: Eukaryota; Viridiplantae; Streptophyta; Magnoliopsida; Solanales; Solanaceae. The record is from RefSeq and is a predicted model, not a curated record.
AUUUUUAGGUACUUAAUUUGUUCAUUCAUUAUUCUUGACUUCUCCUAUUGUUCUUAUACACACAUGCCUUGUGGCCUUAAAAAAAAGAUUGUUCUAAAAAAAGGGCCUAUAUAUGUUUUUCAAUUAAUUAAAAGCAUCUCCUUUUUGGUGUCUAAAUAUUCUUAUUCUAAAGUUGAAACUCUUCCCUUCCCCACACUUUUUUACCUUUCUUUUCCAAGAAUCUAUGUAUUCAUUUCCUUAGCUUUUAACAAGUUAGCUUAAAAAGUGAGUGAAUCUAUUCUUGAUAUUUUUUACAUUAUCUUAGUUCUUGGUGCUAUCCACCUCAGAUUUCGAAUAUGUAUAGUACAAAACGAUAAUUGGCUGCUGCAUCAAUUCCAAUAUGUAUAGUACAAAACGAUGCUAGUGUUAUAAAGUACUAAUUAGGAUGAGAUUUGAUUAUCAUUAUUGUCAAAUUUGUCAUAAUAAUUAAUUAUUGUUCUGUUAUCUUAAGGUGAUAUAAUAAUCUGUAUCAUGCAUCCACUUUUUUUUUCCAAUUAUGAUUAACCCCAAAUGCACAUAGUAGUUACUUUGAGUAUUAUAUUCGUGACUACACACUGUAAAAUUCCUUAUUAUAGUAAUAUCAAUUGCUCCUCUUGGCCCGUGAUUUUUUCCUUUAUUCAGAAGAAUUUCCACAUAAAAUUCUUGGUGUCAUUAUUUUACCAUUUUAUUUCCAUUACUUUUACUAUAUAUAUUUUUGUGCUCGUCCGCGUUUUUCCAACAAUCAUAAGCCCUUUUUAAUGUACACCAUUCAUUGUGAUUGUCCCUUCAACUUGAAGCCUUUUUUUUUAGUAGUAAUAAGUAAAAUAAUUACACAUUUUGCUGAAUGAUAAAAGCAUGGAGCGUCUAUAUCAUAACAUUUGGUUCUUUGACUAAGAAGAUAUGAAAAAUAAGAUUUGUAUGAACGUAUGGUAAUUAUAAUUAGUUAUUUCCACACUCAAUGUAUGCUGCAAUUCACACUAAAUUUGAUUCAUUUACUCUAUUUAAAAAGUCCAUACAGUAAUAGAAAACCAAAUUUCAGUAAUACUAAAGUCUUCACAGCAUGGCUUUUACUACUGUUCUUAUUUUUUCACUUCUAUUUGUUUUUGUACCUACAACCCUUUCACAGACAUUCGGUAACUUACCUGCAGGGCCCACCGCGUCGUCGUGUGGGCCACUACUGCUGCGAUUGGCUCCCUGUGGACCGUUUGUGCAGGGCGGAUCGCCUUCACCGACCGAGCGGUGUUGCAGUAACCUCAGGCAACUCUAUAUCCAACAACCAGAUUGUCUUUGCCUGUUGCUCAAUCAAACUGGCAUCAGCACUCUUCCAAUAAACACCACUUUGGCACUUCAAUUGCCACUUCUUUGCAGUAUGCAUGUUGACAAUAAUACCUGUUCAGGUUCUGAAGGACUGGCUCCUAGGUCAUCAACACCUCAAGUUUCAUUCGGGACAAAUAACAAUUCAUCUGUUGCUGCUUCGCCAAUGGUAACAGUACCACCUCAGACGUCCAGCACUUUUGGAUUUGGCUUUCACAACAGCUCUGCAGCAAACAUCAACGCGAAGGAGAGCUUGAUGAUCAUCACAGUGCUAACUUCGUGGGGUGCAUUCUUCUGGCUCUAGCCGCCGUUUCCAUAUUGUUUGUUAACUCAUUAUUUUGACUACAACUCUAGCUCAGACAUGAUAUUUAGCAAGUAGAAUAUGCUUCAAUACAUGUUAUUGUUUUGUUAUUGUUCUAUUACAAACUAGUUGGUCCACACAUUUUAAAACUA